GACGCCAUUACGCUAUGGACUAAUGUUCGAACGAAGGAAGAAAUGCCUCUGGGCCUUGUUACUUUUUUGGAUGGACUCCUCGGGCCGAUUCUCUAUGCCCCUGGGUCUAAAAUCGCUUUUGAUGAUAACUACAUCGACCGCAUCAGCCGUUACUACACCAUAAUGUUCCUCCUCUUCUUCAAUAUCUACGUAGUCACCGAGGAGUAUGUUGGAAAACCAAUCUACUGCUGGUGUCCCCCAGAGUUCACCGAAAACGAGGUUAAAUACACCAACGACCUCUGCUGGGUGUCAAACACUUAUUAUCUCCCCUUUGAAAUCCAAGUUCCCGCGUACUUUCAGGAAAGAAAAGACGAGUCGGACGAAAUCACUUAUUACCAAUGGGUACCAUUAGUGUUAUUCCUACAAGCUUUGAUGUUUUAUCUUCCAAGACUCGUGUGGAAAUUGUACGCAACCCGAGCAGGAAUUGAGGUGAAGAAAAUGUGUAUUUUAGCUAAAUUGAGCAUCGAUGUGUUUGCCGAAGAUCGAGAACAACGACUCCGCCAUAUUGCCUCUUAUCUCGAUGCGUACGCAGUGAAUACGAAACAUUUUCGUGGCGGAAUAUGUUCACCAGUGCGCGAAAAAUUCGCCAAGCAAAUCGGCUUUGGGUGUGGAAGACACUUCGGAAAUUUCUUCAUUACAUUGAGUAUUCUAGUCCGCUUGCUUUACUUCGCCAACGCCUUCGGACAGCUGUUCUUCUUGAAUGAAUUUCUUGGAAAUAAGUUUUAUUUAUUUGGCAUAGAAGUUGUCCAGGCUUUCCUCGCUGGUCUAGACUGGACAAUGUCUCCUCGAUUUCCAAGAAUGACCUUGUGUGAUCUAGAUCGCAGACAGCUAUCGAACGUUAAUCGAUAUACAUUGCAAUGUGUCAUUCCAAUUAACUUAUACAAUGAAAAGAUAUUUCUAUUCCUGUGGUUCUGGUUUUUAAUCAUUUCCGUUCUUAGUCUUGUGAAUUUGUGCGUGACAAUAGUAAUAGCCGCUUUACCCCACUACAAAGAGACUUUCAUGAUGAAGUACUUAAAAAUGGCAAAAAUCUAUGACGUCAAACAAAAAAGUUCACAAAGGAAAGUUUGUAGAAGGUUUCUUAAAAUAUACUUGACUCAAGAUACGGUAUUUGUGAUAAAGAGAAUCUCUGACAACACUAACACUGCUGUGACUACAGACGUUGUCAUGUAUCUUUUCUACCGGUUUUUAAAUCGAGAGAGAAAACGAACCGGAAAUGAUAAUAUUUUGAAGUUAUUUCCGCCGGAACCGGAAGAAAAAUUCAGCAAUGGCGCUGGUGGCGGUCAGAAAAUGGGUGGUGGAGGCGGUGGUGGCGGCGGGAGAAAAGGAAAAAAGAGAAAAUGAUCAGAUCGAUUAUUAUCGGGAUUAUUGGUGCAAUAUUUUCUUCACCAUUGCUGUAUCGUGUCGAUUUCAUUUUGUUCUUUAUAAGAACUAUCAUCUUUACAUGCUUAGUGCACCUAAUAAA
Molecule: messenger RNA, 1501 nt
Organism: Mizuhopecten yessoensis (Yesso scallop)
Lineage: Eukaryota; Metazoa; Mollusca; Bivalvia; Pectinida; Pectinidae
Product: innexin unc-9-like
Exons: 2
Coding region: 43-1380 (445 amino acids)
Source: RefSeq, a predicted model, not a curated record